UCAUUCUUUCUCAGCCAUUCGUUUGAUACGAAUCUGGUUUUUCUUUUUUGAUAAUAAACCAAAAUUAUCGGUGUAUAUUUAAAAUUUGUAGUGAACAAAACUCUGAAAAUGUCCGAGGAGGAGCUUCGGGUUUCGAGGAAAGCUGGCAGGAAGGCUAAAGAUUUGACCCCUGCGUGUAUGGAUGAUUUGGUCAAUCAGGUAUUCGAUAAGUCGAAACAGCUAAGUAUGUCCGUAAAGGAACAGCGAAAACUGGUUCAGGAAUAUCUGAAUGCUAAGAUUGAGGAUAGCGAUGAAAGCGAUGGAGAACAUGACAAUGAUUCCGAUUAUGGUAGCUAUUCCGAUUCCGGGGACGAUAACUUUUCCGAUUACGAAGAAGAAACCUAUUCGGAUUCGGAUGAGGAAACGGAGGAGAGUAGUGAUGCGUUAGAAUCAGGAUCUAGUGAGGAUGAGGAGGCAUCCCCUGAAGUACAUGGAAAAAAAGAGCAAGAGGGUUCUAAAAAUUUGGAUGGAAAAGUCUCCAAAGACAAACCGAAAUCAUAUCAACCUGAGUCCUCUGAUGGUCCCCCGAAAUCCCCUUCACAACCUGGAUCUGGUAUUCAGCGACGAAUGACAAUGGCCGGUGGUUUGGUGGCUUCCCCAAUUCGCAAAGGCAGUCAAAAUCAGAAGACUCUGAAAACUGAAGAAACCAAAUCCCUUCCAAUAUCAUUAAACAAAGUGAAAGUCUUACCGAGUCUGCGGAAAGAAGAACCCAUAAUGAAAGCCAGCACCAAUUUCUUGGUUAAGCCAAAAGCUUUUAGUUUCUUCAAAGGAAUUAACAAACCCAUUAUAAAGCUUCCCGAUCCAAGGAUUUAAUUUUUUCCAAUUUUAAUUAAAAUAAUUUUGUAACUUUUUA
This is a messenger RNA of Drosophila subpulchrella, 892 nucleotides long. RefSeq names its product clumping factor B. The record is from RefSeq and is a predicted model, not a curated record. NCBI's taxonomy places the organism in Eukaryota, Metazoa, Arthropoda, Insecta, Diptera, Drosophilidae. The transcript has a single exon. Bases 109 to 852 code for a protein of 247 amino acids.